AUGGAGGAAACUUAUAAGGGAAGGGAACGAUUAAGAUUUUUUUGUCUUUACAUUCAUUUUCGUCUGUUUCAAGCCUUCUUCUUUCCUCAGGCUGCUGACGAAGCUGUGACAGACUUUCUUCCUGCCGAUGAUGUUCUAUAUGCUUGCUCAUCUCCAAGUUUUUCGCAGGAAACUACACCACUCAGUCUGGGAGUGAACUCUUACGCAAUACCCUCUACUGAAAUCCAUAACCAGACAAAGAAUCGGAAUGGCCAGACGAAGCACACAUCUGGUUUAACGUUUCACCCUUACAGGAGACUGAACACUGAGUGCACAACACCUGCUGGAGAAAGGGCUGAGCAAAUACCGACGAUGCAAACGUUUGACAAUGUCAUGGACAUGACUACAGUUGGGAAACCCGAGCAUUACGAAGAGGAACCGCCAUCAGAUCCUGAUGAUAGUGUAGUAGAAGAUGCGAACGAUCAAAUUCAAACAAAAUAA
Messenger RNA from Cylicostephanus goldi, 480 nucleotides. The record is from the annotation of a GenBank genome assembly. Lineage: Eukaryota; Metazoa; Nematoda; Chromadorea; Rhabditida; Strongylidae.